This is a messenger RNA of Aspergillus terreus NIH2624, 1623 nucleotides long. Its product is annotated as M14 family metallopeptidase. Lineage: Eukaryota; Fungi; Ascomycota; Eurotiomycetes; Eurotiales; Aspergillaceae. Gene Ontology annotation, biological process: proteolysis. The record is from RefSeq and is a predicted model, not a curated record. Gene Ontology annotation, molecular function: metallocarboxypeptidase activity; zinc ion binding. The transcript is spliced from 2 exons. Bases 1 to 1623 code for a protein of 540 amino acids.
AUGAGGCCGACUGCUUUCACGGGUCUUUCUCUCGGCCUUGCCUCUCUAUCGAGUGCUGUCAAGUACGGAUACAACCAUGUCCCUGUUAUACACGACUCGGAAAUAGUUGCUAGUGCAUUCGAGAAUGUCGACCAUAUUGAGCUCCUGUCCCCGGCGUUCAUGACACCCGACGUCCGACUUCCUGGAUUCCCCAAUGGCACUCAAGGACCGUCUUUUCAAGACGAUAUGGAGACGUUCCUUGAGGAACUCGCCGAGCGCAACAACUACAUGACCUAUGGCACCGCGGACUUCACCUCAGAAGAGGGCCGCUCGUUCCCCUACGUCCACCUCUCGUCUAGUCAGGGAAGCCCCCUCCACCUCCACGAUCCCGGCUCGAAAGUGCGCGUGUGGAUCCAGGGCGCUGUCCAUGGCAACGAGCCCGCGGGCGACGAGGCCACACAAGCCCUCCUGGGCAAGUUCGACGCCGACCCUGAGUGGGCGGCCUCAAUUCUGGACAAGCUGGAGCUCUUCAUCCUCCCGAGGUAUAACCCAGACGGCGUCUUCUACUUCCAGCGUGCCCUCGCGGUCAACCUUGACCCGAACCGCGACCAUAUCAAGCUGGCCCGCCAGCAGACGCGCGAUAUCAAGCAGCUCAUGAAUGAUUUCAAUCCCCAUGUUAUCGUCGACAUGCACGAGUACACUGCUGGGUCACCGUUUGGCGAGGGACAGUACGUCCACGGGUCUGACGGCUUGUUCUCGGCCGCGAAGAACCUCAAUAUUAACGAGGGUAUCCGCCAGCUAUCCGAGAAGCUCUUCGCUAAGAACAUUGCCGAUGACAUGAAAGCGGCAGGCCUGCGCGCCGAGCCAUACGUCACCGGCUCCUCGGCAUCGGAUCCCAAAUUCGUCGCGGACUUCGUCGAGGCAGGCACCGACGCCAAGAUCGGUCGCAAUGCGAUGGGCCUCACCCAGGCUGUCGUCUUCCUGCUCGAGACGCGCGGCAUCGGCCUCGCCGACCAGGAGUUCCAGCGACGCACCGCCGCCGGCCUGACCAUGCUCGGAAGCAUCGUCCAGACGGCCGCCGAUCAUGCGCAGAAGGUUCUCACAAGCGUCGAGGGCGGGAUCAAGGAGUUCAUCCAGUCAGACGACGAUAUCGUCGUCACGGACUACAGCACAGUAGGCAUCCGCCCCUUCACCAUGGUCGACACGACGAAUGGCAGUGUGGUCCACCCGGCCGUCCGCUUCGCAUCUACGACCCCGGCCAUCGCCAACCUGACUCGCUCCCGUCCUGAGGCGUACCUGAUCCCUGCGGCCUGGGUCGAACUCGCCGAGCGCCUGCGGGUCGCUGGGCUGGAAGUUGAGACGCUGGACAAGCCGUUUGAGGGGACCGUCGAGGCGCUCACCAUCGCCUCGACCGAGGUGGACACCUCUUACUACGAGGGUGUGAUUCGCGUGACGGCGACGACGAAGACCAAAGAGCGUGAGAUUAGCCUGCCCAAGGGGAGCUUCCGGGUGAGUACGCGACAGAAGAAUGCGGCGUUGGCGAUGGUGGCGCUCGAGCCAGAGAAUAUUGACUCGUACGUUUCGUUUAAUAUUGUGCCUGUGGAGGAGGCGGAUGAGUACCCUAUCUUUAGGGUUAUGUCUUAG